GCGCAUGUGGAAAGGUCCCGGAUGUACGCGGUGGCGCUGCGGACGUAGUGGCUGUAGGAUCCGACCGCCUGCGAGCGUUCCGGAGGCCCUGAGCGCGCAGCUUCGGCUUGCGUUUGGUCGAUUUUGCAGCGUUUGCAGCUCGAAGUUUGCCCCCAUUUUGAACCGCUCUUCACCCCGUGUUACCCGUGUCUGCUGUCGUUUAUGUCCAAUGAAGUACCAUGCCGAAUCGACGUCGACAACGCCACUGCUUCGCUCCGGGGUGCCAGACAGGCUAUCAAUGGCGGAAAGGUGAGCAGCCGUCGCUGUUCUCAGUACCCAAGGAGGAAGAACAAAGAAAACUUUAGGAACGGAACUUGCAUCGCAAGGAUAAGCUCCUCGACGAAACGUGUUCGGUGUGUGAGCUUCAUUUUGAGCCAUCGUUUAUAACGCGAGACUACGUUCACGUUGUAAACGGAGAAGAGGUGCGCAUUCCGCGCGGAAAGCCGCAGCUCUUGCCUGGCGCUGUGCCGACGUUGCUGCCGAAUGCUCCGAGCUACCUGUCAAAGAAAACGUCGCAGCCGAGGCCCCCGAGAAAGCGAAAGAACGCCGAUGCUUCCUCAGUUGACGGUAAAAAAAAGCAAAACACUGCCUCUCCAACUGCCUGCAGCAGCACUGGCAGCACCACACCGGUUGCAGCCGAUACUGGGGCGUUUGAUGAAGCUGAUGAAGCCUGUAUGCCCGAAGAAUACUCCAAGCUGUGUGUCCCCUCCGAGUACUGGAGCUGUCACCGAGUUCCGAGCCUCAGUGGUCUCGUGUAUUGUAAACUUAAAAUGUGUGACAAUGAAGUUUUAUCCGAGAGAGUAGUUAUUUUUUCACGAGACAGCAGGCCUGGAGUUGUAUACACUGUUCAUCUUUGUGGCCGCAUGGCUGAAGGAGGACGCGUCGUCAGCUGCGAGGAAGCGGAGGUUCUUCUCCGAGACGUCGACUCGUAUCGUCUCUGUGGAGGUGCCGUGCCGACGAGCGACGUGCCAAGAUCCUACCUUACAAAGGGCCUUGAGGGGCAAGUGGUCACCCGUGAGGGCACAUACUUCAGGAACCGCUGCACAGGAAAAGAACCAACUGAAGGACAAGCAUGCAUCUCCUGCCGAUACCUGAGAAAGGCGCUUCUAACACGGCGGUCAAGGGUUCAGCGAUCAGUCAAGAAGCACGUCCGAAGCAUCACUCAGAAGCUCCGUGCGGCUGCGCAAAAGAACCGAAGACUGUUGUCUCGCAAUGCUAACCUCCAAGCCCAGCUCAAGCAAAUGCAAGAUGAUAAUGCCUCAAAACCUGACGAAGUACUACAGGCAGAGAUUGCAACCUUGCCUCCCAAGCAGCAAGAAUGCGUUAGGCAGUGUUUUUCAGCAGCAAAGAAGAGAAGCUCGAAGGGAAACACCUACUCAAAGGACUGGGUUCUGGAAUGUAUCAUGAUGAAAAUGAAAAGUGCCAAGCUG
Messenger RNA from Ixodes scapularis (black-legged tick), 1469 nucleotides. RefSeq lists its product as uncharacterized. The record is from RefSeq and is a predicted model, not a curated record. The transcript is spliced from 2 exons. NCBI's taxonomy places the organism in Eukaryota, Metazoa, Arthropoda, Arachnida, Ixodida, Ixodidae. The annotation marks the transcript as partial.